Messenger RNA from Seriola dumerili (greater amberjack), 4174 nucleotides. RefSeq names its product inter-alpha-trypsin inhibitor heavy chain family member 6 (gene itih6). Bases 1 to 3675 code for a protein of 1224 amino acids. The transcript is spliced from 17 exons. Gene Ontology annotation, biological process: hyaluronan metabolic process. The record is from RefSeq and is a predicted model, not a curated record. NCBI's taxonomy places the organism in Eukaryota, Metazoa, Chordata, Actinopteri, Carangiformes, Carangidae. Gene Ontology annotation, molecular function: serine-type endopeptidase inhibitor activity.
AUGGACAUGAUGAACUUAAGAAUUCACUGCUUUCUAGUUUUCUUCACUUUCUAUGUGCAAGAGGGAUUGUCAGGGGAUUAUGAAGCUCGCCUUGGAGCAAAUGUUCUUUUACAGAGAAUAAAACGUCUAAGCAAACCAACGAAACCAGUGCUGAAGGUGACAGACUACCAUGUGAGGUGCUCAGUGGUGUCCCGCUAUGCUGUUACAACAGUCCAGAGUUCAGUAUGGAACCAGCUCCCCGUCAUCAAGGAAGCUGCCUUUGAGGUGGACCUGCCCUCCUCUGCUUUCAUCUCCAACUUCACCAUCACCUCUAAUGGCAAGGUGUAUGUGGCCCAGGUGAAGGAAAGAGCUGCUGCCAGGAAAAUAUACGACGCUGCUAAGAAGCAAGGAAAAACAGCUGGACUUGUCGCAACCAAAGAGAGGGAGAUUGAGAAGUUUCGUGUGGCAGUGAGCGUACCAUCAGGAGCUCGGAUGUCCUUCUCUCUGACCUAUGAAGAGCUGUUACCACGGAGACUCGGCCGCUACGAGCUCAGUUUGGGUCUGAGGCCUGGCCAGGCCGUCCAGAACCUGACAUUGGACGUAGGUAUAACAGAGCGGACAGGCCUCAGUUUCAUCAAAGUCCUUCCUCUCAAGACAACGCGACUGCUCUCUAACACUGCAAAAGGUGAUGCAGACCCCCCUCCCUCCACUCAUGUUGAGCAGAGUGCUGGCUGUGCUCGAGUUCGCUACAGUCCCACUGUGCAGCAGCAGAACAGUGUCUCCUCCAAGGGUCUUGAUGCAGACUUCAUCAUUCAGUAUGAUGUGAACCUCAGAGACCUCAUAGGUGAUGUCCAGGUGUAUGAUGGCUACUUUGUGCAUUACUUUGCACCUAGGGGGCUUCCUGUGGUUCCUAAGGAUGUUAUAUUUGUCAUUGAUGUCAGCGGCUCAAUGAUAGGCACCAAGAUAAAACAGACCAAACAGGCCAUGAGCACCAUUCUCGGGGACCUUAGAGAAGGCGACCACUUCAACAUCAUCACCUUCUCAGACAAGGUUCACACUUGGAAGAAAGGCCGAACAGUGCGGGCGACUCGGCAGAAUGUACGAGACGCCAAAGACUUUGUGAAGAGGAUAAUUGCAGAAGGAUGGACCAAUAUCAAUGCAGCUCUACUUUCAGCUGCCCAGCUCGUCAACCCUCCGUCCCCGGGUUCUUCCAAACACCUCUCAUCUCGUCGUGUCCCCCUGGUAAUUUUCCUCACUGAUGGGGAAGCCACCAUCGGGGUAACAGCUGGUGACACCAUCCUCAGUAACGCCAAGAAGGCCUUAGGCUCAGCCUCUCUAUUUGGUCUUGCCUUUGGCGAUGAUGCGGACUUCCUCCUCCUGAAACGCCUGGCUCUGGAUAACCGAGGCGUAGCCAGGAUGGUGUACGAGGAUGCGGAUGCGGCCUUGCAGCUGAAGGGCUUCUAUGAUGAAGUAGCCAGCCCUCUGCUAUCAGACAUCCAGCUGUCAUACCUGGAUGAUCAGGCAUUUGACAUAACCCGCUCCCUGUUUCCGAACUACUUCCAAGGCUCGGAGUUGGUUGUGGCUGGGAGGAUUAAAGCUGGGGUCAAAGAUUUAAAGGUGUCAAUGUCUGCCACUGAUUCAAAGCAACGUGUCAAGAUGGAGAAUGAUGUGAUGCUUUCCCAUGCAAAGGGGAAUGAUACUGCAGAUUCAUUAGACUGUUCAGGUGGUUUAGAAGGUAUCUCCAGCUUUGUGCAUCGUCUCUGGGCGUAUUUCACCAUCAAAGAGCUGCUACUGGCCAAACUGAACGCUACUGACCCCGCAACUCAGAGGUUACUGGCAGAAAAAGCCACAAAUCUCUCCCUCAAAUACAACUUUGUAACACCAGUGACUUCUUUAGUUGUAGUUAAGCCAGAUACAGAUGAAGCAGCUCAAACUCCAACCACUGCAAAACCCACCACAGCAGCCACUAUAACCACAACAACAACAACUACUGCUACCACCAAAAUACCAGCUGCUAGUGCUGCAAAGAAACCCAGCACACCUUCUAACCCUAGGCCUAACAAAACAAAACCAGACCCUCCUCAGCCACCUCCAAAUACACUACAAACUAAAAAAGGCUCAUCAUCAACUUCCACAGGAAAAACAGUGGUUUCACCAUCCAAGAAAACUACAACUACAACCACAAGUCCCAGCUCCAUCAAAACUGCUCCAGCACCAUUAUCUGGUAAAAAGCCCACUCCUUCCCAUAAUGAUUCCAAACCUGCCUCUCCUCCUCCUGCUGGAAAGAUAUCCACAUCUGUGCUCAAUGCUCUAAAAACAGCACCACCACCUGCACCUGGAAAAGUCUCCACACCCCAGGCCAAUGCCAUGAAAACAACCACUCCCUCGAUGCUAACAUUCACUACAACGCCUCCCCUCAGCUCAGUCAGAACUGACCCUGUGCCCCUGCCCGGCAGACACCUUACCCCACAGCCCAGCACAGUGAGGACAGCUCAUCCUCCUGUCAAAGUGACAGAGGCAGACAACAGCAGCACAUCUGCUCCAGAUGUUCCUCAGUCUGGAAUCACCACUGCUCUGCCUCAAGAGCUGUCGUCUCCACUCACUUCCCCUACCCCGGCACCAGCACCGGCUGCGGAAGUCAACAACACAAAUGCAGGUGUUGACACAGACCUCAGCAUUGCUACCCUGGUGUCAGCCACCUUCGCUCCCAUGCCUGGUGUAACAGAUGGGCCACGACUGUGGGAGGCAGCAGGGCUUCUGGAUGUCUCUACUUCCAUUCAGAUUCAGAGGAAAGAUAUUGACCUUGUGAAAGAUUACGACGCUACUUAUGACUACGACUACGAUCUCAGCUAUGAUGCCUGGGAUGAUACUGCAGACACCGGAUCAUUUGAGCCUCCAUCUAGACUGAGCACCGUGAGGGUCUUCUCCUCUUCAGUUGAUGGAGAUCCACAUUUUGUGGUCCAGCUGCCAAAGCUGCAUCAGAACCUGUGUUUCACAGUAGACGGCAGGGCUAAAGAUGUUCUCAGACUGUUAGAGGACCCAGACAGAGGGAUCAUUGUGGAUGGCCAACUGAUAGGAGCUCCCUCCAAGCAUGGCGUUGAAGACCGCCCCCGAACCUACUUCAAUCGCCUCACCAUCUCCACAGCCACUGGUGGCUCUGGUGGCAUCAUGAUCACAAUCUCAUUGGACACUGUAGUAGUGGAAGGGGAAGGGCGUGAUACCCUUCCCAUCAAUCAGCAGGGAUUGGUGAUGAGGCAAGGUGUGACGGUUAUUGUGGACAACCAUCGGAGCUGCUGGAUUGAACUGGCCAAGGAUGUACGGUUCCUGGUCCUGUUCCACCACUAUAAACAACCCAGUUACCUACAAAUGGCUCACCUGGGUUUCUACAUCACAGAUGGACGGGGGCUGUCUGCCUCAACCCAAGGCCUGCUGGGCCAAUUUCAACACACUGACAUGAGUGUGACGGUGGUGAAGGAUCAUGUGGGUGGAGGCGCUCACCGAGCCAGCAAAGAGGGAGUUUUAGCCAGGGGGAUCCUGAGGUGGGGAUCAGAGCACAUGCCAGUCACCCUGCAAGACAAGACGCUGAAAGACUCGGUGCGGAAACGCCACAUGGGCAAGUGUUGGGUGGUGCCUAAGGCAGAGAUACAGAGACUUCUGGGUCAUCCCUAUGAGAGCUACGUGGUGGAUCGUGUGUAAUUCUAGCUGAGUCAGCUCCACAUUGGUGCCUCCCUGCAGGUCACAGCAGUUAUGACGGUGUGGUUACUGGACAAAGGACGAAAAAGAACUGGGACUCCACAAGGCUAAAAUGACAUGUUGCCACAGUCUCUGAAUGAGGCUGUCAGAUAUCCUGUAAGGCGCAGUGAAACACAGGUGUGGUUGCUGAAGAGGAAAAGAGGGGGUGACAGGUUAGACUACAGUGAAGAAAAAACAAGCUGCAAAUGAAGGAAUAAUGAGGACGUAUAGUUCAACAAGUAUAAUGAAGGACUGAAUGAUUCUUUUGUGCCUUCUCCUGAAUUUGAAUUGGAAUCAAGCUCUGUGUUCUGACAGAGACACAAUGUUCUGCUGGUCGCAUGGCAACCACAUCAUGUCCAUUUGUGCUGCAGCAGUUUUGUGCUUGCUCUGAAAUGUCAUGCACCACCAACUCAACUUCAAAGAUAUCUAUACAGAUUAUUCUUAUAUCUCAUCAUUGGAUGAU